CAUUCGAUCGCACCCCAGGACAACUGACAUGGAUUCAUCUGAACUGUACUAUAUCAAGCAGCAAUUCGUGCUCGGUGCCUACCCUGCACUCACACAGGUCUCUGUUCCAGAUGCAUCUUCCCCAGACUACAUACCAACACUGGUCUACAAAGCUCGCGCAUUCCUUGCGCUCAACGACCCCAACUCGGCUCUGGAAUUGAUCCCAGAGGACUCUGACAAUGUUGCACUUCGCACAGUCUCCGCUCUGGCAAAGGGCGAGGAAGGUUUGGAGGUUCUCCGUGAUCUCUGUGUUGAGAUCGAAGGAGAGGAAUUCAGUCAGUGGGAAAUAGAAAUGGUUCGGGUGCUCGCAGCUACUGCCUUUAUGCGCGCCGGUGAGGUUGAGGAGGCGCUUGAGACUUUGAAUGGGACAGAGGAUGCCGGUGACGAGAGUUCUGCAAUACUAAGCCAGAUCUACAUUUCACUUUCCAGACCGAGUGUCGCCCAAAAGAUCUUGACAUCCGCCCUGAAAGUCAACCCAGACUCUCUGGUGCUCCAACAAGCGGAAGCAGUGCUUGCUUUGGUGACAGCAGCUCAAGGUUUGGGCGGAGAACCAUACUCCACGGCAAUAUCAUUUUAUACCGAACAGCUAGCCAACCCUUCUGUUUCCUCGGCUGCACUUCUCGUCGGACGUGGGGUUGCCCGUAUUAUGCGUGGUGAAUUAUCAGCUGCCCGCAGUGACCUCGAAGAAGCAGAGAGCAUCCUGACACGUGCACAAAGCAAAUCGGGAACGGGUGAAGUACUCGCCGCAAUGACCGUCACCGCAGGACUCGGCUCCGGCAAGCGUGGCGAGGCAGACGAAUUAUGGAGUCGGCUUUGCAGUGAACAUCCGUCGCACGCGAUGGUAGUCGAUCUAUCUGCAAAAGCUGAGUUGUUUGACUCAUGCGCAGCCAAAUUCCAAUUGCCCCCACGAGCCGUGACCUCUGCAUAGGAUGUAUCACUACCACGAUGUCAAAAGUAAAUGGUCAUUUCCGUCGGGUCUGCGGCGGAUAGCUGUGGCUGGCAUGCCAUUUGACGUGGCCCUAGUAGUCCAGUCUCUGACGCGAGGAACAGUUCGCAGUGGAAGAUGUGACCAACAACAUCGAAUCACAUUCCCAUCCUUGUCUUUAAGCAGAAGGAUUGUCGCCCUUAACCGAUGGUGGUGUGAGUUUCGGUGAAAAGUUAGGAUCAUUUUUCCCGGCCAACACAAAGGAGACCAGUAGUGUCGCAUAAAAUGGCAGUUGGCUGACAGAACCCACACUUCUAUUUGGAAGGCUCCACCAUCUACCCAGUGUACUGCGUGUUAAUCGAUCUGUUAAUUGCGCUGAUUAGCAGUUCUUUCGACUCGCCUUGGCAUCAGGUUGCGAUUGCCACGGCCUGUCCCUCUUUGUCAAUUGAAGCGCUUCAUGACUGC
Pisolithus orientalis is the source of this 1429-nucleotide messenger RNA. RefSeq names its product coatomer complex protein. Gene Ontology annotation, cellular component: COPI vesicle coat. The transcript is spliced from 4 exons. Gene Ontology annotation, molecular function: structural molecule activity; protein binding. The record is from RefSeq and is a predicted model, not a curated record. The coding region runs from base 29 to 967 and encodes 312 amino acids. Lineage: Eukaryota; Fungi; Basidiomycota; Agaricomycetes; Boletales; Pisolithaceae. Gene Ontology annotation, biological process: endoplasmic reticulum to Golgi vesicle-mediated transport; intra-Golgi vesicle-mediated transport; retrograde vesicle-mediated transport, Golgi to endoplasmic reticulum.